Hemiscyllium ocellatum (epaulette shark) is the source of this 2418-nucleotide messenger RNA. Its product is annotated as prestalk protein-like. The record is from RefSeq and is a predicted model, not a curated record. Bases 1 to 2418 code for a protein of 805 amino acids. The transcript has a single exon. Lineage: Eukaryota; Metazoa; Chordata; Chondrichthyes; Orectolobiformes; Hemiscylliidae.
AUGAGCCUGUAUCAUUGCCCCAUCACACCCCUGGAUACUGGUCUUUGUCAGUGCACCAUCACACCCCUGGAUACUGGUCUUUGUCAUUACACCAUCACACCCCUGGAUACUGGUCUUUGUCAUUACACCAUCACACCCCUGGAUACUGGUCUUUGUCAUUGCACCAUCACACCCCUGGAUACUGGUCUUUGUCAUUACACCAUCACACCCCUGGAUACUGGUCUUUGUCAUUACACCAUCACACCCCUGGAUACUGGUCUUUGUCACUGCACCAUCACACCCCUGGAUACUGGCCUUUGUCAUUACACCAUCACACACCUGGAUACUGGCCUUUGUCAGUGCACCAUCACACCCCUGGAUACUGGUCUUUGUCACUACACCAUCACACCCCUGGAUACUGGUCUUUGUCAGUGCACCAUCACACCCCUGGAUACUGGUCUUUGUCAUUACACCAUCACACCCCUGGAUACUGGCCUUUGUCAGUGCACCAUCACACCCCUGGAUACUGGUCUUUGUCACUACACCAUCACACCCCUGGAUACUGGUCUUUGUCAUUACACCAUCACACCCCUGGAUACUGGUCUUUGUCAUUACACCAUCACACCCCUGGAUACUGGUCUUUGUCACUACACCAUCACACCCCUGGAUACUGGUCUUUGUCAUUGCACCAUCACACCCCUGGAUACUGGCCUUUGUCAUUACACCAUCACACCCCUGGAUACUGGUCUUUGUCAUUGCACCAUCACACCCCUGGAUACUGGUCUUUGUCAUUACACCAUCACACCCCUGGAUACUGGCCUUUGUCAUUACACCAUCACACCCCUGGAUACUGGCCUUUGUCAUUACACCAUCACACCCCUGGAUACUGGCCUUUGUCAGUGCCCCAUCACACCCCUGGAUACUGGUCUUUGUCAUUGCACCAUCACACCCCUGGAUACUGGUCUUUGUCAUUACACCAUCACACCCCUGGAUACUGGUCUUUGUCAUUGCACCAUCACACCCCUGGAUACUGGUCUUUGUCAUUGCACCAUCACACCCCUGGAUACUGGCCUUUGUCAUUACACCAUCACACCCCUGGAUACUGGUCUUUGUCAUUACACCAUCACACCCCUGGAUACUGGCCUUUGUCAUUACACCAUCACACCCCUGGAUACUGGUCUUUGUCAUUGCACCAUCACACCCCUGGAUACUGGCCUUUGUCAUUACACCAUCACACCCCUGGAUACUGGUCUUUGUCAUUGCACCAUCACACCCUUGGAUACUGGUCUUUGUCAUUGCACCAUCACACCCCUGGAUACUGGUCUUUGUCAGUGCACCAUCACACCCCUGGAUACUGGUCUUUGUCAUUACACCAUCACACACCUGGAUACUAGCCUUUGUCAUUGCACCAUCACACCCCUGGAUACUGGCCUUUGUCAUUACACCAUCACACCCCUGGAUACUGGUCUUUGUCAUUACACCAUCACACCCCUGGAUACUGGCCUGUGUCAUAACACCAUCACACCCCUGGAUACUGGUCUUUGUCAUUGCACCAUCACACCCCUGGAUACUGGCCUUUGUCAUUACACCAUCACACCCCUGGAUACUGGUCUUUGUCAUUACACCAUCACACCCCUGGAUACUGGCCUUUGUCAUUACACCAUCACACCCCUGGAUACUGGUCUUUGUCAUUGCACCAUCACACCCCUGGAUACUGGCCUUUGUCAUUACACCAUCACACCCCUGGAUACUGGUCUUUGUCAUUGCACCAUCACACCCUUGGAUACUGGUCUUUGUCAUUGCACCAUCACACCCCUGGAUACUGGUCUUUGUCACUGCACCAUCACACCCCUGGAUACUGGUCUUUGUCAUUACACCAUCACACACCUGGAUACUAGCCUUUGUCAGUGCACCAUCACACCCCUGGAUACUGGCCUUUGUCAUUGCACCAUCACACCCCUGGAUACUGGUCUUUGUCAUUACACCAUCACACCCCUGGAUACUGGUCUUUGUCAUUACACCAUCACACCCCUGGAUACUGGCCUUUGUCAUUACACCAUCACACCCCUGGAUACUGGUCUUUGUCAGUGCACCAUCACACCCCUGGAUACUGGUCUUUGUCAUUACACCAUCACACCCCUGGAUACUGGCCUUUGUCAGUGCACCAUCACACCCCUGGAUACUAGCCUUUGUCAGUGCACCAUCACACCCCUGGAUACUGGCCUUUGUCAGUGCACCAUCACACCCCUGGAUACUAGCCUUUGUCAGUGCACCAUCACACCCCUGGAUACUAGCCUUUGUCAUUACACCAUCACACCCCUGGAUACUGGCCAUUGUCAGUGCCCCAUCACACCCCUGGAUACUGGCCAUAAAUAUCUCCUGCUCCUACCAUCUGCCAUCGAUACUCAUUGGGUAGACCAUGUCCUGGUGUCACAAUAG